This is a messenger RNA of Hypanus sabinus (Atlantic stingray), 15005 nucleotides long. RefSeq lists its product as uncharacterized. NCBI's taxonomy places the organism in Eukaryota, Metazoa, Chordata, Chondrichthyes, Myliobatiformes, Dasyatidae. The transcript has 15 exons. Bases 26 to 12430 code for a protein of 4134 amino acids. The record is from RefSeq and is a predicted model, not a curated record.
AUGGUUUCCAUGGUGCUGUUGUUCGAUGAGCCUUUGGCAGACACGGCCGGUCAAGCCCGGACAACGCGAAAAUCGUGCCCUGGCAACCGAAGCACAUGGCAACAAGAUCCCGCAAAACAGCGGGAGCGCGGGCGAACCGCAUUCUCCCGAGGUGGACGCGGACACACGCUCCGAGAGCACAAUGGAAGCCUACGUGUCCUCGUAUGCCAAGAACACCGCCCUUCGUAAAGUCCACGAGAGGGAUUGUAUGAGCAGUAAAGCUGUCAUUGGGACAGGGUCCAGACAACUUUUGAAUUUGCCCUUGGGGGCCAAGUUACCGUUGCUUCCGGGGAGUGGAGUUCUCCUAUAUACAACAGAUCUGGGUGAAAAGCUUCAUCAACCAUCUAGUGAGUUCAACCUCACGGACCCCAAUCUUCACCUAUUGAAACUGAAUUACAAAAGCCUUCACGAUCCUUAUUUGAGUAGCUACUACAAGCGUAAAGAUACUCUGAGGAAGUUAAAAAAUCAGGGGCUUAUCACAGAAAAUAACAAGAUUAUAUGCACUUUGAAGGAAUUUAAUGAGUAUAGAGAUUACCUCACCAGUAUCAAAUUAGAUUUUGAAAGAAAAUAUGCCCAAGAACAGCGCUUUCUUGUGAAGCAAUUACUGAAUCUUCAAGAUCAAGGUCUUGCACAGGGCAUAACCCUUUCCGACCUACAAGAGUGGCUCACAAAUGAAUGCAAGAAAAAUAUAAGCAGAAAGUCUCUAAGGGAAAGGUUUUUCAAAAUGAUCCAAACAGAAGAAAAUAUCAAAGACUUGAUAAAAGAACAGAAAUGUUGUGCUGUUCUGGCAAGCGGAACCAAGGAUGGAAGCCCAAAUUCAAAACAGCUGGUACACCAAAUUCAACAAGAGGAACUGAAUAUAAAGGAGAGGUCAGUUUUGAUGCGACUUGAAGAAGAUGUAAAAAGUGAAUUUAAUCUGGAAAAGAGAAGAAGGAAAGCUAAGGAGGAGAGAGCAAGAAAGAGGCAAGAAUCAUUUGAAAGGAAGAUGGACUACCAAAUUCAAAAACUCCAUGAGUUUAUUGAACGACAAGAACAGUAUGAAAGAUGUAGAGGGGAAGGUGGUGAACGUGGAGGUGGUGAACCCAGAGUUAAAAAAGGAGCAUCCAAAAAAUUGAAGAAAACUGAUUCAAGAUGUUUAGAUGACAAGUGGGCCCGACUAUCCAGAGGUGAAUGCGCAAUAAUCCCUGAAGGUCAAUUCGCAGUGGUUCAAGAAAGGAAGCAAAUGCAAGUUCCAACAAAACCAAUGAUGACCUUAGAAGAACUAAACAGAUUGAUUCAAAACAUAAUUGCAUUUGUUGUAGGAGUAUUGACCAGUAUCAUAUAUCCAGCACUUCAAAAGUAUGAAGAAAUUAAGUCAGAUCUCGAUAAAAGUCAAGGUAUCUCUGAGGAUUCAGAUUCCACACAGCAGCAAAUUCCUCAGAUUCCUACCAAAGGGCCUCAAUUCAUCGAUAGUAAAAUUGGUACUGAAAAAAUUGAAUUGUCUGAAAAACAAAUUGGAACUGAACUGCUUGAAAUGUCUGAAAAGGGAAUUGAAACAGAAUUACUGGAAUUAUCUGAAAAGGAAAUUGAAACCGAAUUACUUGGAACGUCUGAUAAAGAAGUUGAAACUGAUUUACUUGAACUGCCUGAAAAAACUAUGAAAUCUAAUUUAAUUGCAUUAUCUGAAAUGGGAAUGGAAACUGAUUUAAUUUCAUUAUUGGAAAAGGAUGUGGAAACUGAUUUACUUGAACUGUCUGACAAGGAAAUUGCAACUGAUUUACUUGAACUGUCUGACAAGGAAAUUGAAACUGAUUUAAUUGAAGAGAUUGGAACUGAGAUGAAAACAAAAGAAAUUCAGAAUUCCGAAAAGGAAGUUGAAACUGAUAUAAUUGAAGUCAAUGAAAAGAAAGUUGGCACUGAAAAGGAAGACUUCCCUAUAAGUGGAGAAUCUGGUGAGAGCCGGAUAUCUGAGGAGAUUGAGGAAUCUGAGUCAGGGGAAAGUGAAGAAUCUGUUGAAAGCCAGGAAUCCACUGAGUGUGAAGACUAUCCUGAGGUUGAAGAGACUGUGGAGCCCCAAGAUUCUGACAAGAGACCAGGAAGCAUUUUAAGCCUAGUUUCUGCCAAAGACCAAGAAGAUACUCAAAGCCCAAUACCUGGUAAAGAUCAAGAUAUUGGUGAAAGCCAAGAAGCUGCCGAAAGCCUGGAAGCUGCCAAAAGCCUGGAAGCUGCCGAAAGCCAGGAAGCUGCCGAAAGCCAGGAAGCUGCCGAAAGCCAGGAAGCUGCCGAAAGCCUGGAAGCUGCCGAAAGCCAGGAAGCUGCCGAAAGCCUGGAAGCUGCCGAAAGCCAGGAAGCUGCCGAAAGCCAGGAAGCUGCCGAAAGCCAGGAAGCUGCCAAAAGCCAGGAAGCUGCCGAAAGCCUGGAAGCUGCCGAAAGCCUGGAAGCUGCCGAAAGCCUGGAAGCUGCUGAAAGCCAAAUGACCAGUGAAGAUCAAGAAACUGCUGAGAGCCAAGGAAUUACUGAAGAAGAAGAAGAGGAAGAAGAAGAAGAAGCAACUGAUGACCAAGAUAUUGCUGAAGGCGGACUUGCCAAAGACCAAAAAAUGUCUGAAAGCCUAAGUAUUGCUGAAGCCCAAGAAGCUGCAGAAGAUCAAGAUCCCACUGAAAGCGAAGGAGCUGCCAAAGAAUCUGUUACUUCCAAAGAUACUGAUGUUGAAAUUCAAGAUGUUGGUGAAAUACAAAGUCUCAUUGAAAGCCGGCAUUCCUCCAUAAGCCAAACUUCUUUAGCAAGUGAAACUCAAGCCAUUAUACACAUACAGGAUGACACAGAAAAGCCAGAUUUAACUGAAAAUAUGUCAACUGGUCAGAUUUCUCCAUCAGAGAUCAGUGACAUUGCUGAUGAAAUGAUCAAUGAUGCCAUUAUAUCUGUUAAUGAAGAUCCCCUAAGUUCACCUAUGAAACUACUGCCCUCACUGAAUUACCUUUGUGAAGUUUUAAGUAAAUGUCAUGAAAAGGUGGAUGUGGAUAAGAGAGAUGUUCUGUCUAUUUGCAAAUCACAAAUACUUCCAGCAGCUGAAAAUGUUUUAAGAGUAAGUCUAGAAAAAUUAACAGCAGAACACCCUCAUCUGGUAUAUAUCCUCACUGGUUUUCCCAGUACACAAAAGACAAAUGUGAAUUCCAGGAAAUUAAUUUUCAGUUGCAAAGUCCAUUGCCUUGCCAUUGAUAUUGUAAAUAAUGUUCUUCAAAAUCUGCAUUGUAUUCUCACGGGUGAUGUUAUUAAUACUAUCUUAAAAUCUAAACCAACAACCUCAGGUUUAUAUGAUAAAGAUAAUGGAACAGUUAAAAAUGACCAGGUUCCUAGUUUGGAAACUAAAGCAACAAGUCCCAAAAGUGAUGAUCUUUGCCUGAAUAAUAUAGAACAAGAGUUUUCCAGGCCAUAUGUACAUAAAAUUUGUUUGAGAACUACGGAGGAACUUCCUAAAAUAACUUCAGAAUUACAAUGCUCCAAAAUAUUCAGCAUUAUUGAAAGCAUGAAUAAGUUUGUAUCAACAAGAGUUGAGGCUGUCACUUCUCCCAAAAUGAAACCAGUUUUUUGCACUGAUUCUCCUGUACCACAAUGUGAAAGCCCAGUAAUAGAUUUCAGUGAGGAUGCUCGGAAAAUAGUAACCCACAUCCUCAAAGCAAUACAUAAUGAAGUAAAAAUAAAAGCAGUCAAAAGACUUAAAUGUGGAACCGAUAUCUCUCUGCUAAAAGAAUCUAUGUUAGUAGAUGAAAUACUUGAUGCAAUUUUGAAUGCUCUUAGUGGUAAACGUCCUGAGGAUUUCACUAAACUAAAAGUGCAGAGAAGAGUAAAGCCUAAAGCAUCAGGUGAGUCCAUGGAGAUCCCAGAAACAAAGCCGAAACCAUCAGCUGGUCCUAUGAAAAUCCCGGAAACAAAGCCGAAACCAUCAGCUGGUCCGAUGAAAAUCCCGGAAACAAAGCCUAAACCAUCAGCUGGUCCUAUGAAAAUCCCAGAAACAAAGCCCAAGUCAUCAGCUGGUCCUGUGAAAAUCCCAGAAACAAAGCCUAAACCAUCAGCCGGUCCUGAGGAGAUCCCAAAAACAAAACCUAAACUGAAAAAAAAACAUAUAAAGACCCCUGAGCAAAUGAUUUCCACACCCAAAAGUGAAACACUUCCUGCUGUCAAUAUUCCUGGAAUGGUUAUUUAUCCACAGAUGGAGGAAGUUAGUGAUAUCUCAUCCACUAAAAGCCCACCAGUACAAAAGCCACAGAUUGACACCAAACCCGAGGAACCAAAGAAAGAUAAAAAACUCCCAAGUACAUCCAGAAGAGAUUCCAAGCUACCAAAUCAACAUGAUCUUAACGAGGAGGAACUUACUUAUAAACCAAAAGAUAUUCCUGAGGGAAGCUUGUUAGAAAAAUUGUUCAAGAAGUCUGAGGGAACUUCAACAUCUGAUCUUUAUCCUGAAAGAAAACUAAAAGAGGUACAAACCCUGCCCCAUAAAUGUUUUACCAAAGACAAAAAAAUACAAACAAAAUAUAAAAAAGACAAACAACCGCAGACAGGCAAAAACCUAAAACACCAAAAAAUAAAGGAUGCACAACAAACAAGCAAAGACACCAGUUUGAUAGACAAAGAAUCAAAACUGCCAGAUAAAGACAGAGAACAAAAAAAAUCCUUAUCUGCAUCUGACACUAAACUAUUACCAGACAAAGAAACAGCAUCUCUACCAGACCAGGAAUCGACAGUAACACUGGACAAGCAAUCAGCUCAUCCAACAGAUAAAGAGUCAGCACUUUUAUUAGAUGAACAAUUGACAAUGCAACUGGAAAAGAAAUCAACAGAUGAGGAAUUGGCAUCAGUGCCAGAAAAAGAGUCAACAUCUUUACCUGAGAAGGAAUCAAUGCUUCUAGCCGAUACAGAAUCUGCUGCAGUAGCAGACGAGGAAUCAAUACCAUUACUAGCCAGGGAAUCAGCUUCACUCACAGAUAGGGAGUCAGCAACACUGACAGACAAGGAGGCAGCAGCAUUACCAGUGAAGGAAUCAGCUCCACCAACAGACAAGGAGUCAGCCAAGGAUUCGGCUCCAGAAAUAGAUAAGGAGUUAGCACCAUCAUCAGCCAAGGAAUUAGCUACAGAGAUAGAUAAGGAGUCAUUGCCAUUACCAGCCGAGGAAUCCAUUCCACCAACAGACAAGGAGUCGGCACUGUUAUCAGCCAAAGUAUCAGCUCCAGAAAUAGAUAAGGAGUUAGCACCAUCAUCAGCCAAGGAAUCAGCUACAGAGAUAGAUAAGGAGUCAGCACCGUUAUCAGCCAAGGAAUCAGCUCGAGAAGUAGAUAAGGAGUUAGCACCAUCAUCAGUCAAGGAAUCCAUUCCACCAACAGACAAGGAGUCGGCACUGUUAUCAGCCAACGAAUCAGCUCCAGAAAUAGAUAAGGAGUUAGCACCAUCAUCAGCCAAGGAAUCGGCUCCAGAAGUAGAUAAGGAGUUAGCACCAUCAUCAGCCAAGGAAUCGGCUCCAGAAGUAGAUAAGGAGUUAGCACCAUCAUCAGCCAAGGAAUCGGCUCCAGAAGUAGAUAAGGAGUUAGCGCCAUCAUCAGCCAAGGAAUCGGCUCCAGAAGUAGAUAAGGAGUUAGCACCAUCACCAGCCAAGGAAUCACCUCCACCAACAGACAAAGAGUUAGCACAGUUACCAACCAAGGAAUCAGCUCUAUCAAUAGACAAGAAUACAGUACCAUUAUCAGCCAAGGAAUCAACUCCACAGACAUAUAAGGAGUCAGCACCAUUACCAGCCAAGGAAUCAGCUCCACCAACAGUCAAGGAAACAGCACCACUAAUGGACAAGGAAUCAGCAUUAAAAGCAGAAAAAGUAUCAGCACAAUUACCAGAAAAGCAAUCAGCUGUGCCACCACCAAGGGAGUCAGAUGUUCUAUUGGAGAAGAGGAAAACAUCUCUAUCCAGUGAAGCAUCAACAGCAAGCAAAGAAGCAAAACAACCACCAGACAAAGAAUCAAAACAACAAAUGGAUAAAGGACUAAAGCAACAAAUAGAGAAAGGAUCAAAACAAAUACCAGACCACGACACAAAAACUCCAAAAGUCAAAGACAAAAGAAGACAUUCAAAAGUGUUAUCUGAGCCACUCCCUGAUCUUAAUCCAGUGCUAAUCAAGGCAGUAUCUCAGGUAAUUGUGGGUCUUAUUUUGGACAGAUUUGGCUUAUCAGAAGGAAAAGAAGCUCGGGAGCAUUUGGGGAAAAAACGACGGAGUUCAGGUGGCAAAUUUGAUCUGGAUAGUUCCAGUUUGGCUUUGCGUUCUCUCAGUAAAAUUGACCCCGAACAGUUUAUUGCUGGUAACUCCACUGGAAGGAUGGCAACUGUUAAGAAAAGGUCUAUGUCUAUCAACUUGUCGCAAACUGAUCUGACGUCAUCUAGGAUUUUACCCCCGAUACCGGCCUCAGAUCAAUCAGAUCCUGUUCAGAAACAAGGGAAAUCUAUGAAUGCUGCAGAAGCAAUAGCAGAUGCAAUUUUAUCAAAUGAGUUACAUAUUGAAUUAAUAUGGAUAAAGUCACCUUCAACCGUAACAAAGUUAGACAAGUUGGUAUCAAACUUAGAUAUCAAUCUUGCCUCUGGUGACAUUGUCACUAAUGUUGUGGAUGCUAUUUUAGACAAUAUUAUUUCUUCAUCAGACAAAAGAACAGGAAGGAAAUCUGUGAGAUCAGCAUCUAAAAAUGCAUCAGUAAAGCAAUCUGGUAAAACUUUAGAAUCUGCUGCAGUUCAGCCCCAGAAUGCACCAGUGCUUUCACAGAACUCAAUGUUGUUAGUAACUGAAGUUGCUGAGGAACUAGUUCGCAACUUAGUGCAAAAGUGCCUUCUGUUUCAAGAUCUACCGACAACUGAUUCUCAGGUUGGAGUUGCUCAACUUUCUAGCCCUCGUAAUACCAAGCCAAGUGAAGCUAUGUUAUUUGGCUCCUCUGUAUCUAAGUCACAGUAUGAGAAGCUCUUCAGCAUCAUAAUGAAAUCAGUUACUGAUAUUUUAGCAGGUAAACUAAAUCUACCAAGUGAAAACGUGAUAUCUUCAACUAAGGUUAUUUCCAAGCAUGAAAUGUCAAAAACUGCAAUGGACACUUUUGAUUUUAAACCUGAUAAUGGAUUUAUAAUGGAAAAGCCAGCACCCACUACUUCAGUAGCUGUAAAAGGAAAAUCUCGGCUGUUAGAAGAAACCAGCUUAAAUUCAAGUGUCAUGAAUCAUUCAGGAAACACUUUCAUGGGACAAGAAACUAUUAUUAAAAAGUUGCCGAAGAAGCGCAGAUUAUCUUUAAGUAAGAUUUCAAUUAGUCCCACUAAAUCAUCCUCAUUAGAAAGUCAAAAAUUAGGAAAGAGGCCAGAACACUUACCAGAAGCAAUUUCAAGAUCUAAAAAGCCUGCUACAACAAAAAAGAAUAUUGCUAACAAAAAACCUUCAGUUAGUGAAAGUGUGGGUAGACUACCAUUUUUCCACAAAGUAAAAGAAAUAAAAAUAAUAAAGGAUGGGAAAUCAGAAAAAAUUGCGAUUAAAGGUAAACCAGUUCGGAAGCCUACCCACCUUGAUAAUAAACAUGUUCUGGAAACACUUGAUAAACCUGCUCUGCAUCCAUCUGACUCAAAAAAUGAUAAACCAAUUCAAGAAUCAUUUGACCUUCUUGAUGAAAAACUUUUAAAAUUACUUACAGCUCAAAUUAAAUGUGAGAUUUCAGAAAUGGUUAUGACCCAAAAAAAAGCAGAUGUUGAAACUUCAGAGACAUCAGAAACUGGUAAUAAGUCUCAUAUCAUUAGUGAUUCUUGCCUUGAACUAGUUCCAGAAGAUACUUCAAUAAAUGUUGUAGAUCAUGUCAAAAAAUUAAUUGGCCUUUCACUGCAUUCGCUAGAACAUAAGUCUGAGACUGAGAAACAGCAAAUAUGUGCGAAUAAAUCAACAGAUUUGACAAAUACUGCUGGCGAAUUCACAGAAUGUUUUGUAAAACUGUUCAACGAAAUGACAAGCUCAGUGUCUCAGUCAUGUAAGUUAAGCCUUACCUCUCCAGAUUUUUUAAAUGCUAUAUAUAAUGAAAUUAAAAAAUCGUUGGUGUCCCAUACAGAACAAAAUUCUGGAUCAGGUCAAGUAGCUAAACACACCAAAGUACCAAGUGAAAGAAAAAGACACAUUAAUAAACUUGGUGAACAGGUCACAAACCAGCUUCAUGAAAUAUUGCGAACAAAAACUGAGAUGCUAGCCUCGCGUUCUAGAGAUGUAACUGAUCUGAAGACAACAGAGACAGCAAAACUUAUGAAGAAAGAACUCAUAAAGUUUGCUUUACAGCAAUUAUUAAAUGAUGGAAAGUUUUCACAGGAAAUUGGAAUCAUUGUUGAUGAAGAAAGAAAAGUAAUUUCACCUCCAGAGAGGAAUCUUAAGUCCAUUUACACCCCAGAUGUUUUGAAAGAUAUUGUUUCAAAAAUUAUUGAUGUUUUACUUGAGAAGGUAGAUUCCACAUUAAGCUUUGUUCCUCUUAAAAACGAAGUAAGUGAUGUUUCUCAAGAACUUGUCAAUGCCAUUGUUGAAGAGGUAGAAAGGAAAUACACUUGUACAGAUUCAUUGGAAGUUGGUUCGAGCAUAGAUGAAACUUUGGCUGAACCAGCCACAAAGAAGACAGAUCAAAUCAUAUUUUUUGCCAGUAUGCUUACUUCACUUAAUUUCGUAAGCAAUGUUACUGAACAAGUCAAGAAAAUUCUUUCUCUGAAACCACUAAUGCAAAAUCAGAUUGUUCUUAAAAAGCCUUUGAAAUGUACAGAAAAAUGCACAGAAAUCGCACCUGAGCCCAUUUCUUCAUAUUCUGAUUUAAUUUCAGUUGACCUUGUCAGAUUUGUUUUGGAACAAAUUCAAAUAAUCAUUACUUGUUCUGUAUCCUCAAAUGAAAUGCAAUCACAAAUAACAAGCUGUGGAAUGUCAAUUGUUGAUACUAGUUCAAAGAACACUGCUGCUCCAAAAAUCUGUAGUGUGCAGUCAACUAGCAGCUCAAAAGUAAGUAAAAGGAGAAUAUCAUUCAGCCUACCACAAGAAUCAAUUUGUGAAAAAAUAUAUUCAGAUAGCAUUUCACCAGCCUUUGAUAGUGUCGCUGAAGAAGCACCAGAAGAUGUGUGUUGCUAUAGGCCAGGCACUUCUGGCUUAACGAAAAUGUCUGAAGAAUUGGUUGAAAAUAUAGUUGAUACAGCAUUCCUUUCAGAGUCAUCAAAUGAAGAAACAGGAGUAUGUCCAUUUGUUAGAACAUCUGGUGCAUUUGACGAAGAUAUGGCAAGUAAAUUGGUACAAUUCAUUAGAGAUGAAAAAAAGAAAUGUCAAGUUUCACAUACUGUGUUGCCUGAAUCUCCUGAAUCAGAUCCCAGAGUGGAAAAACUUGCUUCUGAAACAAUUGAAGAAAUCGGAUCACAUUUCUUCCUUCCACAUGUUGUUUCAGAUGAAAGACAAAUCUGUGGGGAAGAAAAGGCAAUUUGUAAGGGUCAUAAACAUACCUGUUCAGAACAUCAUCUGGCUGAAAAUAUUAAUGUAGUAUUACAACCCAAUGUCUUGAAAUCUAUCACUGUAAAGCAGAGUGUGUAUCAAAGCCAUUUAGAUCUGUUAUGCAAGUUGAGAGAAGCUGAUGCUUUUAAAAAGGAUACCACAAGGCAAGAACUGCAGGAUUUCUUCCUUGAGCCAGUAACUAAAGAGAACAUACAGAAAAUUGCAGAAUGCAAAAAACACACCUCAUUUAUUGACCAGCAGCAAUCAGAAUGGAUACCUUUGGAAGAGAAGAAAAGUGAGGAAAAUGUGUAUACAGCUGAUUAUCUUGACUAUGAUUCAGUGUGUCCAUUAACACAAAAAGAGACUGUUGUAUCAUGGAUCCCAACACCACCAGUUUGUGAUGAAAAACAUAAUGAAAGUUUUAUUUCAGUUGAUGAUCUAUAUAAAAUAUUAUGUAGGGAAGGAAAGGAAAGAGAGAAAAAUUUGUCACGAGUUUCAGAUCCAAUUUUCCAAGCUCCAAUGAUUGAAACAACUGCAAGAACAAAAUCGUCUCAAUUAAAACUGUUCUCAGAACCAAUUAUGUCAAAUACCUUGCAAGAAUUAGAAAGCAGUGUUAAAUCACCAUGUGUUUGCCCAUUUGAACCUAUGGGUACUAAUAGCUAUAAGUUUCCUGACGAGCAGAGAAUCUCAUCACAACACUCAGACAAAGAGAGUAUAUGUCCACUAUCUGCCUUUGUGACAUUACCUACAAAAGAAAUAGAUACAUAUUCUUCCACCUGCACAUUCCCACUACAUUUUAAAGACAGAAAGUUUUCUGUUUCUUCAACUUCAACUGGAAGCAGUGAAGCAGAAAGCCUUGUUCAAGCUGCUCUGUAUAAUAUGUGGGGUGCUAUGUCUAAUGAAAAACAACUUGGUUCAGAGUCACAUGAACAUGAUAAACCACACUCAAGUGAAAGUUCUAUUGCACUGGAUGAUUUGUCUGAAGAACUAUUAACAGAUGCAUUGUUUUCCAUUUUCUCAUCUGUGACAGUUUUGCAGGAAUCAUCGGACAAAUCAAGUCUAUCAUCUUCCCAGUUAAAUUUAUUUUCAGAAAAUAUUGUUUCAGAUAUUAUGCAAGGAUUAAAGCAAAGCCCUGAGUCUUCAGUGUCCUCUCUACAUUUACCUUCAUCCAGUGAAUCAUCUGGAAAAGACAGUAGUCCAGGGACAGCUCUUCAUAAAGAUAAUUUAAGGAAACUAGCACCAAGCAAGCCACGAUUUUCUGGAGAAAUUAGCUAUCAUGGUAAAACUGCACAAAAAAUUACAGAAAAAGAGCUUUCCUCAUCUUCCACUUCAGCAGAUUCAACUGUAAGCAGAGAUGCAGAUCGCUUAGUUGAAACGGUUCUAUGUAACAUUUCAAGAAAGGAUAAUGAGGACCUAUGUAGCUCUGAACUCAUUCAACAGGAAAGAGCAACUCAGCUUGAAGUUUCUAGUGCAAGUUCCCUUUCAUUAAAUGAAUUUGCUGGAGGGUUCUCAAAAGAGGAUUUUGCUGCUAUUUAUUCUUAUGUUACAGAUAUGCUUUCAAGUAAAUCACUCAGUCAUCCAUCUCAAGGAGGAAGUCAGUCUCAGACAAGUUUUCUUGCAGAAGAAGUUGUAGCAGAUAUUAUGCAAGAUUUACCUGAAGCACCUAGUUACUUCCCAACUAGCCCUCCUUUAGAUUAUGCCAGUUCAAGGAAGUUAAACAUGGGUAUUGCAGCAGAACAGCCAAUUCCCACAAAAGAAAUCUCAAUCCUUAAUAUCACUGAAGGAAUACAGCUGUCUGACUCUUCUUCUGCAGAGGAGACAUCACAAUCAACAUCAACUGAAGAAGAGGAUAUAGUUCAUAUUGCUUUGAAUGAUUUGGCAAUUACAGAGCUUUUGGAAACUGAGGAUGCAAUACCUGUGAGGAUUGUACCACGUAAAGGAUUAACAGAAUUCAACAUACAUCCAGAGUUAAUCUCAGAACAUUUGUCCGUAAUUUCAUUCAAAACUGAACCACUUGAGGUACUUCAGCAGAUGACUUUGCUUCAAACUGGUCACAGUUUAGAUGAAAUUCGUAAAGCUUCAAUAGACAGUAAGUCACAGCCAAUAUCACCCAUGUCAAGGCGUGUCAGUUUUGUGAAAUCAGGAGGAUCACCGAGAAGGGGCUCUUUGAAUGAGCAAGGUAGAUUGGACGUAAAACGAAAUGAGGUGAUCGCCAGAAACUCAUUUAUAAGUUUGCACAAACCUGAUAUUUCUAAAGUAGAACUUUUAAAAGAUGUGACAACAACUAAGGACUUAAUAAUACGCCUGUUAGUCCAUGGUGUUGAACAAGAUCCAGAUCUUGACUAUGAGAAUGAGGGUACAGAUGAAGAGAGAGAAAUUCAAAGCAUAAACAAUUUUGAGAAUACAGGUUUUGGAAAGUUUGCUGUCGACAUAGCAGAAGAGCCAUCAAUUUCCAAGGAAAGUACUAACAAGACAGAUAGUAUUAUAAAAGAUGAAAUUCCCAACUUAUUAUUGGAAGGGUUGGGCAGUAUUGGUGACAAAACGAUUAAUGACUUAUUAGUUGAAAAACUGCGAUACAACAUUGCACGUUCUGAAAGAAGACGAAGUUUUGAAGCUUUCAUGGAACUUCUGCACAGUAGAUCAGAGUAUGAACCUGGAAAUGAACUAGUAUCACUGCAGUACUGGUAUUCCCUACACAAUGGUGCCACUAGUGGAACAGGAAGAGAAAUAUCUGCAGAAGGUCAUAUUCCGCAUCCCCCGCAAGAAAAGAAACCAAAGGCAAAAGAUAGCAGUCGUGUACAUUUUGACUUUAAGCCAUUUAUUUCUUCUUCAAAGAAUUUCAGCAUGACCACAGCAGAACUGAAAGGAAGAGAAACUAAACAUCAAUCAAAGUCAUCAACCAAAUAAAGUUCAGAAAUUUAAUAAAGAUGGUUUAAUAUCAACAGAAUUUACAGCUAUAUUACAGAAGUAUAGUAUCAAAUAAAGCUAGUCAUCUCAGAGAACUAUAUUACUUCCUAUAUUAUUUUAAGCAUUAGUGUUGUAAAUAAACAGAAUUAUGAGAUGUUAGGAUUACAGAUGUUGCCUAUUCUCCUCAUGAUGCUACAUGCCAAGAAAAUAGGUAAAUAAGUUUCAAUUUAUUAUUUCUGAUGUGGUGGUAUACCACAUUGGCUGUUAGGUUUCGUUAGCAGUAUUCUAAAUUAUAAGAGGACAGCACUGGUAGUGUCUUAUUUCAUCCUGCCUUUUAAUUCUGAGAAGGAAUUCUCUGUGAUGACUGACUAAUGCCAUUCAUUAUCCGUUCAGAUGAUAUAUUUUGGAUUUUGUACAGACAUAACAAGAAUUAUAGAAGGAAUAUUUUUUGUAAACAACCAAAUACUAGAGAAAGAAAGACAAGCAAGGUUCACUCAAAGCUGCAAUGGUUAGUCCUGACGAAGGGUCUCAGCCUGAAACAUCAACUGUACUUCUUCCUAUAGAUGCUGCCUGGCCUGCUGCGUUCCACCAGCAUUUUGUGUGUGUUGCAGAGAUAUGAUCAACUUAUUUUUGAUAGGGUCAAGCAUUUGAGCUGUGAAUCCAGCACAAAAUACUUACCUAUCCAAAUGCUUUGACCCUUUGUACUAGUUAUGGCCCAUGAUCAAACCCUAAAAAUACAUUCAUCUCUAGAAUUCCAUUCCAUUCUUAUCCACAUCUGAUACUCAAAGAAAGUCAGAAUGGUGUGAAAUAAUAGAAGGCAGGAUGAUUCAGGCAGUUGUAAUACUACUGCCCAGUAAUUUCAUGGAGUUUUUGUGCACUGAAUUUAAUACCACCACCUAUUCAGGUCCUCUGCAAAAAAAAAACAACAAAAAUUGCAUUAGAAGACGUUUGAGCUACUUUAAAAGAUUUAUACCUUUAAAUAGUAUCAGUGCAGCAGAAGCCACUCUGCUAAUUAUUAAUUUUAUUGCCCCAGUUAAUAAUUAAGUGUUUUAAGAAAAUGAAGUACUGACACAGCACAUUGUAGAUAUUUUCAAAAGAAAGUGAUGUAAUUUUUAUAUGUAAACAAAAUGCAAGGGAAAGAAAGUCAUAGAGUGUUAACAGUUAAAGCUGCAACAAAUUUCCAUUUGACAGAGGCAUCAUACUCUGCAUACUGAAUCUUACAGAAACAACAAAUACUAUGGCUGCCAGGCAAGAUAGAGAGGCUUUAGUGGUUAGGAGAGAGCUCUACAAUUCACUCUGUGGGACAUAGAAGUCUUUGUACUAAGUAUGGGCUGAGAAGGGGUCUCUGUGUACUAGGCCAGGUUUCAGUGGUGCAAGGGAGCUGCCAGGGCGACCAAUUGAAGAGCAAUGAAUGUCUGGGGAUGUCAGCCAGCAGUGACAUCCCUCAAGCUACGAAGUAAAUCUGGGGGGAGAAGAUUGUGUCAUUAUUAAGUGGGCCAAAGCCUGCUUUCUAGGCUUCUUGUAUAAAAAGCAAUAGGAUAACUGCCUAACACUGAUUAUUAUCAGAACCAGGUUUAUUAUCACUGUCUUAUAUGAAAUUAGUUGUUUUGCAUACGUUUAUCAAAGCACAUCAACUUUGCAACAGUUUAAUCUUGUGAAAAGAAAACACAAUGAUCUUUCCAGACUGAAUUAAAAGGGAAUGACUACAGUAUCAACUUUUACAAAUUUACAACCAGUGAAGAUAAAGACCAAUGCACCAUGCAGAGUGCUCAGAUGGCAGUGUGCUCAGAUGUGGCUUAUACAGGGCCAAAAAAAUGUGUUAUUGACCUUUUCAAACAUAUUUGUUAGUAUUGCAAGACCCUGCUGGACAUUAAGAGCUUAAAUUACUGCAGCAUAUCCCAUCAGAGAGUUGCUCAUUGGCUGAGAAACUGAAGGAGCUGGACUUGAUGCAGAUCAGGCUGCUGCCUUCGUUGGAGAGUUAGUGCAUGAAGAUGGUGUGCAGUCGAGGCAAGUAAUCAUCUUAGUGACUUUUCUUGUGCUUGCAAGACCCUGCUGGACAUUGUUGAUGUGGAAUGCUGCAAGUUUGAUUCACGGAUUUAUUGGUGGGUGGCAGGUGAGUUGCAGGGCCUCGGUUGUAGCAAUAUGAGGCAUCAUAGCAAUAUGAGGUGUUGUCUGUUUACAGCUGCCCAGGAAAGAGGUGCUGGAGUCAGUGUGCUCCACUGGAGCACUGGGGUGAACAACUCGGUGUAUGUACUGCUCAGCAGAAGACAAGCCAUACUCUGUCGACAACAGACUACUAUAACAUUCAUAGACUCAGUGUCUUGGACUAUAUUUUGUUUUUGUGUGUCUGUAUUUUACUAAUAUCUGAGACAUCUUAUUCCUUGUGCUGUGUAUGAGUGCUGAUACUAUGCUUUUCACAUUAAACCUGAAAUAAUGCUGUUUCAUUUGGCAGUAUUCAACGGUAUUUAUAUCUGGUUGAUUGGCCAUUAAAAUUCAACUUUAAGAAUUCCAUCCUUCAGAGCCCUCUCUCAUCCCCUUAUGUUAUUGUACUAAAGUGAAACCUCUAAUAUAAAAA